This is a messenger RNA of Apaloderma vittatum (bar-tailed trogon), 1599 nucleotides long. Its product is annotated as mucin-5B-like. Gene Ontology annotation, cellular component: extracellular matrix. Gene Ontology annotation, molecular function: protein binding. The record is from RefSeq and is a predicted model, not a curated record. The coding region runs from base 1 to 1599 and encodes 532 amino acids. The transcript has 8 exons. NCBI's taxonomy places the organism in Eukaryota, Metazoa, Chordata, Aves, Trogoniformes, Trogonidae.
AUGACAACCCCAGCACCAGUGACGACAGUGUGCGUGAAGCAUGUCUGUACGUGGUCUAAGUGGUAUGAUUCCACACAGCCGGAAAACGGAGAGGACAGCGGGGAUUAUGAAACAUUUGAAAAGCUCAGGGGAGAAGGAUACAAUGUGUGUAAAUUCCCAAAUGCUGUUCAGUGCAGAGCCAAAGAAUACCCAGAUACAGAAAUAAACCACCUUAAUCAAACUGUAGAAUGCAGUCAAAGCAGAGGAUUAAUAUGCAAUAACAAAGACCAGCAAUCUAAGCAGUGCUAUAAUUAUGAAAUUAGAAUUUCAUGUUGCACUUACAUACCGUGUUCAGAAAUACAAACGACAACACCAAUAUCCACAGAAGAAGUCACAACAGCAACUGCUAUAACGUCUACAAUACAGACAACGAUAAAACCAACUACACGGCAACAAGGAACUGAAACGCAACAAACUGAAGUACCUACGGAGCCAACGACAGGCAGAGAGAGUACAACUGUAACUUCACAGACAACAAAGACAUCGCAAGUCUCAACAACAACUUACACGACCACGACUCCUCUGGAAGAAACUUCCACUGUGGUGACCACGGCAACAACAUCACCCACUACAGUGGUCACUGUCCCUGAAGAAGAGACCACAACUACCACUGGAACCACUGUUGUCACAACGACCACUGCCCGGCCAACAGAAGGAACAACCCUUGUCCCUACCGCCAGCACGGCCAGGACCUCUCCCCUGCUGACAGAAGGGGAAGUGAUAUACAACAGAACAGACAUGGCUGGCUGCAAUUUUUACGCCCUUUGCAGCAAGGAAUGUGAAAUCACCCGAUUCCAGGGGCUGUGUCCUUCACCAACCCCUUUCACUUCAGUCGCCUCAGAAACUACAACGCGAGCUGCCUCGUCACCAACCACAGCAACCUCCCUCACAACCUCAGCAGAAAGGAACUGUACCGACGUCAAUCCUCCACGAAAGGCUGGAGAGAGCUGGGUGAGUGAGUGCCAGAAGUGUGUCUGUGACCCCGCCACGGCGACCGUGCAAUGCCAGCCGCUCUGCCCGACUCCUCAGACACCCACCUGCGACCUGGGAUUUGUUCCCGUUCCUGUGCUACCACUCAAAGACCCGUGUUGUCCUGAAUUUAAAUGCGAACCACUGCCUGACACCUGUGUGAUUAACGGUACGAUGUACAAGGUUGGAAUGUCAACAGUCAUUGAUACGUGCAAGAACUGUACCUGCAGUGCCGAGAAAGAUCCAGUGACCAAAGCAAACAUCGUGCGCUGUGAAGCGGUUCGGUGUGAAACCUCUUGCCCGCUGCUUGAUGAGAUCCUGCCACUCGAUAACUGCAGCCAUUACAAAUGUGAAAAAAUCGAAGAUCAAUUUGUUGCAGUCCAAACUAAGAGAGUGUGCCCCGAGUACAACCCAGGAGAGUGCGAUCCUGAUGAAGCAGAGACUACUCCCGACGGCUGCUGCAAGAUAUGUAAACCUCCGAACUGCAAACCCUACAGCAAAAAAACUGUGAUCCGCCAAGGUGACUGUGAAUCUUCUGAACCCGUCGAGCUGGCCUACUGUGAAGGAACUUGUCCUGGCUCAUCCAUGUAA